AUGGGCGCCCUGGCUUCCAGGGCAGCCUCGGUCGUUCCCACGGGCGCGGCGGGCGAGGUGCCUCGGUCUCCGCUCCCCGACGAUGUGGCGGGAAGGGUUCGCCGCUGUGCCAGUGCGCGGGAUGGGCUCAUGGAAGAGCUGCAAGAGCUGAAGGACAGGGGCAUGUGGAACCCGAGGAACCCCUCGCACGCCAAGAUAGCCAUCUGCGCCGCAGAGGCUUCUGGUCACGUGCUGAGGCUCCUCGGCACCUUCGACAUGAUGGUGUCCAGGGCGCUUGCCGCGCCUUACUUCGAGAACGCGACCUCGCAACUCCGAAAAGGGCUGAAUCGUUCGGAGACGCCCUCAUUGAAAAAUUGGACGCCGCCGCUUGAUUUCUUCCCAACUUUGCUGGCAAAUUUCAUCCGGGUCGACCACCCUGCCGUCGACGACAUGAUGGAGAAACUAGUUGUGGAAAAACAGAUGCUGCUGACGAGCACAGAAGGAGAUUUCGAAGCCACAGCAUUAACUCCGACGAUUAAUUUCCCCGAGCACCUCGGCAUGCUCUACAUCUUUCGUGAUCCGAACUUGGAAAGAACGAAGGAAUUCGAGUUCGAUCCGGCAGCAAAAGUCGUGACCUAUGACAACCGAGAAGCGUACACGAGCGAUGUAGCUAAAAUUACACUUCCCAAGGAGGACCGCCGGGUUGCCCUCAUUCCCGAGAAUGCGACUCGGUUUGCUUAUGUCUACUCGUGUGACUGGCUCAAAGAUGGGGGAUUCCUGUAUGUCGAUGACCAGGACAUCGUGCGGGGCGUGAAUGCACUCAGCUUCGAGGAAGGUUUUUUCGGAUUUCAAUUCAAGGCCCCUGAAAAGCUGAAGCAGGUAGAUGAAAUCAUGAAGCCGGUUGACGG
Prorocentrum cordatum is the source of this 887-nucleotide messenger RNA. NCBI's taxonomy places the organism in Eukaryota, Dinophyceae, Prorocentrales, Prorocentraceae. The record is from the annotation of a GenBank genome assembly.